CCCUGCGACUAAUUCCCCGCCAUCGGCAUCCCUACUCAUCUCGAAUAAACUACUCCAGCGCGGCAUCCCUCCUCAUCGCGUAGUCCCCAAGGCUCGUAGAUCGAGCAUGUCAACCGCCCCUAAUGAACCUCCCGCGGAGGUGAAACCUAAGAACACGGAGAAGGUCCAAAAUACACCAGCACCCACAACAGCUCCUACAAACGGCGAGCCGCAGGCUCAAGCCGAAAAGGCAGCUGCGCCCGCGGCACCCAAGCUCUCUAACGCCGAACUGAAGGCAAAGGCAAAAGCAGAGAAACAAGCACGACGGGCACAGGUGAAAGCUACUCGAGAUGCAACCCCGGGCGGUGGACCAGCGCCUACAUCGGCUGGGCAGUCAGGCCCUCAGGUGACGGAGCCGAAGGGGAAUAAGGCAAAGGGCAAAUCAGACGGCGGUCGGCCCACCGACUCGGGCGCGACUGGGAAAGCUGCCGGAUCGAAGGGAUCCAUAUCAGCCCCUCCCCCUAAACCAGAGAGUGUGAUACCAGAGUGUUUCAGUCACCUUUCUAUGGCCAAGAGGUUACCAAUCACACAGGCUGACAAGGAUGUACACCCCACCGUUUUGGCCAUUGGCCAAAAGAUGGCCAUCUUUGGCAUUGAUGAGAGCAUUGCUAGAUUGGAAGCUACACUACUGGCUUUCAAGAAGGUGAUUGAGUCGUACACCACGCCACCCGGCAAUACGCUCGCCCGGCAUCUUACACCUCAUGUAUUGAACCCGCAGAUCGAGUAUCUGAGCGCUUGCCGCCCGAUGUGUUUUUCUAUGGGAAAUGCCAUCCGCUGGUUAAAAUUGCAAGUCAGUAAGAUCGACCCAGAUGUUCCGGAUUCCGAGGCCAAAAAACUACUCUGCUCGAGCAUAGAUGCGUUCAUACAAGAGCGCAUCAAGUUUGCAGACGUCGUAAUUACCGAAAAGGCUGCCGAUUGCGUUCAGGACAAAAGCGUGGUUUUGGUCUAUGGCCGGAAUUCGCUUGUUGAGGCAUCGCUGCUUCUUGCCCACUCAAAGGGUAAAAAAUUCGAUGUCAUCAUCAUUGACGACCCGUGGGAACAAAAAGGCCAAAUUUUGGCAAAGAAUUUGAUUGAAAAGGGAGUCCGAGUGACCUACAGCGGCGAUUUCGGCGCACUUCAGUCCCAUGCGGAGCUUGCUAAUGUAGUGCUACUCGGUGCCGACGGAAUGUUCAGUAAUGGAGCUUUAUAUGGUCGUGCCGGAACUUGCGAUGUUGCCAUAGCCGCCAAGGAUCAUGGGAAGCAGGUCUACACGCUUUGCGAGACCAUUAAUAUCACCGAAAGGGUCUCGACAGACUCUCUCACAUUCAACGAGAUUCACCCGGACUAUUGCUCUGGCAAAUCGUUCAGAUUACUAUAUGAUACCACUCCCAGUGAUUAUCUAUCGAUUGUGGUCACCGAGAUAUCAAGCGCUCAGCCCACCUCGGUCUCAUACCUGCUGCGGAAACUCGAGGACUCCAACUAGAAGAUGGGGCUUAGAGAUUAGGAGUAGUGAGCAGCAUCUAUGCAUUUCGGAUUUUAAAUAGCGUCUGUGAUUCGUGCGUAAUCUAGGGGAAAGACGGGUUUGCAUACAAUAGUUUAUGCGGCGCACCAUCUCACCGGCAGAUGUAGCAAAAUUGGGGACAGGGGGUACACAAAAGAUAACAGCGAAAUGCGACGUUGAUAUGAAGAUGAUUGUCCUUUUAGAAUCGAAAAUGCGGUGAUUUGCAAGUGAAAUUGGUCGAUGCUGUCGGCUUUGUAGCUGUGAUACCUCAAUACCCCUCUAUCUUAUGUA
Messenger RNA from Xylaria bambusicola, 1810 nucleotides. RefSeq lists its product as uncharacterized. Lineage: Eukaryota; Fungi; Ascomycota; Sordariomycetes; Xylariales; Xylariaceae. The transcript has 2 exons. The record is from RefSeq and is a predicted model, not a curated record. The coding region runs from base 107 to 1501 and encodes 464 amino acids.